This is a messenger RNA of Cygnus olor (mute swan), 7185 nucleotides long. It is a transcript of the gene TANC1, whose product is annotated as tetratricopeptide repeat, ankyrin repeat and coiled-coil containing 1. Gene Ontology annotation, molecular function: protein binding. The transcript has 28 exons. Gene Ontology annotation, biological process: regulation of postsynapse organization. The coding region runs from base 388 to 5961 and encodes 1857 amino acids. The record is from RefSeq and is a predicted model, not a curated record. Gene Ontology annotation, cellular component: glutamatergic synapse. NCBI's taxonomy places the organism in Eukaryota, Metazoa, Chordata, Aves, Anseriformes, Anatidae.
CGGGGACUGCGGCCGUCCGCCGGCGGUGAGCUCAUCCCGCCGCCGCGCCUGGCUGGCCGCGGAGGAGCCCGGCUGGGGCCGCGCCGCGGGAGCCGUCGGCGAGGCGAGCGGGGCCCGCGCGGCGGAGAGUUUUGUGCUUAAAUUUGCAAUAUCCUUUCUGAAAUGGUGUUCAAGAUCAUGGAGAGGAGAACAAUGGAGUUGGAAUCUACUUUUUGUCAGAGGAAAUAUCAACAAUAUUCAGUUUGGCUGAUAGUAAGCAACCUGUUACCUGAGUUUGGGCACUGGCACUCCAGGCCUCUCAGUGCCCUGUACCAGUCCCAGGCCUGAGCUCUGAGCACGGUGGAGCGAGGGCUCCUCCAGAGGCGUGGUAGCACCCUGUGGCGAGGGAUGGUGGCUUUGGUUGUUUGGAAGGCAGCGCUGCUCCUUGUACGACUUAGAACAACAUUUAAAAUGUUAAAGGCAGUUUUAAAAAAGAGCCGAGAGGGUGGAAAAGGGAACAAGAAAGAAUCAGCAGGUGACUCCUGCCCAGAGAAUGCCUUGCAGAUUGUUGCAACAUCCGGCCACAAUGCAGAUUUCCCCAUUGGCAAUCAGCCUGUCUCUGAGGAUACUUACAGAAUGAACUUGGCUAAAGGAGUUUCAAUGUCUCUUCCAUCUUCACCUCUGCUGCCACGCCAGUCUUAUUUGAUGCAGUCAAGAUCAAACAAAAAGUCUCCAGGUCCGAUCAGGAAGCCCAAGUACGUGGAAAGUCCUAGAGUGCCAGGUGAGGCAGGUCUACUGCUGAGAAAAGGAGCAGAGCAAGGAGAACCCAGUCAAACUGCAAAACCUGAUAAAGACUCGAGCUGUUCUCCUGCAGCACAAGAAUUGAUGACAAGAUUGGGGUUUUUACUGGGAGAAGGGAUCCCAACUUCUGCUCAUAUAGAAGAGAAAAAUGAAGCCAUGUGUACAAUAACCAGUCAAGGAGUCAGUCCAUGUUCUACCCUCACAAGCAGCACUACAUCACCUAGCACUGAUAGCCCAUGCUCAACUCUCAAUAGCUGUGCUGGCAAAACAGCAGCCAACAAAGGUAGUCCCUGUGGAACCAUUAGCAGCCCUAGCUCCACCCUGGAGAGCAAGGACAGUGGAAUUAUAGCAACGAUAACAAGUUCGUCAGAAAACGAUGAUCGUAGUGGAUCCAGUUUGGAAUGGAGUAAGGACGGGAGUCUCAGAGCUGGAGCACAUCAAGGGAUUAGUCAUGAUCGAAGAACAGAUAAUUGUUCACCGGUUGCAGAAGAGGAGGCUAUUGGAUCUGCUGAGAAUUUGGCAAAAGAAGUACCAAUGGGAGAGGGUCCUGUUCCUUAUACUCAAAGUUCUGGAUCUUUGAUAAUGCCUCGUCCAAACUCUGUUGCAGCAACAAGUUCUACCAAACUGGAAGAUCUGAGUUAUUUGGAUGGACAAAGAAAUACUCCUUUACGCACUUCAAUUCGCUUGCCUUGGCACAACACUGCUGGUGGAAGAGUGCAGCAGGAAAGUAAAGCACGUUUCGUUCCCUAUAAGCCUCAAGAUAUUUUGCUGAAGCCACUGUUGUUUGAAGUGCCAAGCAUAACAACAGACUCGGUGUUUGUUGGAAGAGAAUGGCUGUUUCAAGCAAUUGAAGAAAAAAUGAAGAAUACAGAUCCGGCAGAGAACCAGGGAGCAGUCAUUACUGGAAGUGUGGGAUUCGGGAAAACUGCUAUUAUUUCACGGCUGGUGGCACUUAGCUGCCAUGGAGGUCGCAUGAGGCAAAUAGCUUCAAAUAGUCCUAAUUCAUCCCCCCAAAGUGGUGACUCCUGUCAGGAGAUUCCUUUAAGUCAGUUACCUCUGUCUACUCCUCCAACAAGUGGUACAUACACAAUGAAGACUUUGAACUGUCCUGGUAGUCCUGAAUACCAAAAUCAAACAGGUGAUUCUGUGAGGCGACUUGCUUCAAAGGUCGUUGCUUAUCAUUAUUGUCAAGCUGACAACACAUACACCUGUCUUGUCCCAGAAUUUGUGCACAGUAUUGCAGCCUUACUUUGCCGUUCCAACCAAUUAACAGCAUACAGAGAUCUUCUAAUAAAAGAGCCUCAUCUACAAAGCAUGCUUAGCCUGAGAUCUUGUGUCCAAGAUCCAGCAGCAGCUUUUAAAAGGGGAGUGCUGGAACCACUUUCAAACCUCAGAAAAGAGCAGAAAAUUCCUGACGAUGAUUACAUAAUUUUGGUAGAUGGUCUAAAUGAUGCUGAAUUUCAUAAACCUGAUUAUGGUGACACAAUUUCAUCAUUUAUCACAAAUAUAAUUUGUCAAUUUCCUCCAUGGCUGAAGCUCAUUGUGACUGUAAGAACUAACUUCAAGGAAGUAGCAAGUUCACUUCCCUUUAUCACAAUAUCCCUGGACAGUUUUCCAGACAACAAAGAAAUUCAUGAUGACUUGAAUGCUUACAUUCAGUACAGAAUUAAUAGCAGUCAGGAAAUUAUAAACAACAUAUCUUUAAAUGGAAAAGCUGAUUCAGCUAUUAUUGGGAAAGUGAGUAACCACCUGAUCAUGAGAAGCCUGGGAUCUUAUCUCUACUUGAAACUGACUUUGGAUCUUUUCCAAAAAGGUCAUUUAGUAAUCAAAAGUGCAAGCUAUAAGGUAGUUCCAGUGUCUCUAUCAGAACUGUACUUACUUCAGUGUAACAUGAAGUUCAUGACAAACUCUGCUUUUGAGCGAGCCCUCCCGAUAUUAAAUGUGGCACUGGCAUCCCUACAUCCCAUGACAGAUGACCAGAUUUUCCAAGCUAUUAAUGCAGGCCAAAUAAAUGGUGAACAACAAUGGGAAGACUUCAGCCAAAGGAUGGAGGCCCUUUCAUGUUUUCUGAUAAAAAGACGUGACAAAACACGUAUGUUCUGCCAUCCUUCCUUCAGGGAAUGGCUUGUUUGGAGAGCAGACGGUGAAAAUACUGACUUCUUGUGUGAGCCAAGGAGUGGACAUGCUCUACUGGCUUUCAUGUUUUCUCGACAAGAGGGAAAGUUAAACCGCCAACAAACUAUGGAACUUGGUCAUCAUAUACUUAAAGCUCACAUAUUUAAGGGUCUCAGUAAAAGGACUGGAAUUUCUUCCAGUCAACUUCAAGCCUUGUGGAUUGGUUAUAGUACUGAUGGACUUUCUGCAGCCCUUGCUUCUCUGAGGAACAUUUAUACACCCAAUGUGAAGGUGAGUCGGCUGCUGAUUUUGGCAGGAGCAAAUGUGAAUUAUAGGACCGAAGUACUAAACAAUGCUCCAGUGCUGUGUGUUCAGUCACACCUUGGACAUGAAGAAGUGGUCACUCUUCUUCUAGAAUUUGGAGCUGCUAUUGAUGGAACAUCAGAAAAUGGAAUGACUCCGCUUAGUUAUGCGGCAGCUGCAGGUCACAUGAAUAUAGUUUCACUGCUGUGCAAAAAGGGCGCAAAGGCUGACUAUCUAGAUAAGAAAGGGCAGUGUGCUUUGGUCCACAGUGCAUUGAGAGGGCACUGUGAUAUCCUUAAAUAUCUGCUUGAUGUUGUUUGGAUAGCUUCCUCUCAAGAACAAAAUUCACUCAGAAAAAGACACGCGCUGCAGCAAGCGCUGACAGCAGCUUCCAGUAUGGGACACUGUCAGGUGGUUUGUUUCAUCUUGACUGUUGUAAAGGAGCAUGAAAUUGACAUCAAUGACACUGAUGCCUUGUGGGGAGAAACAGCCCUGACAGCUGCUGCAGGAAGAGGAAAACUGGAAGUCUGCGAAUUGCUUCUUGAACAUGGAGCGGUUGUGACAAGAGCUAAUAGGAGGGGCAUUCCUCCACUCUUCUGUGCUGUACGGCAGGGUCACUGGCAGAUUGCUAAACUUCUUCUGAAGCACGGGUCUGAUGUAAAUUUAAGUGACAAACAAGGCAGAACUCCACUUAUGGUGGCUUCUUGUGAAGGACAUUUGAGCACUGUGGAAUUUCUCCUUUCUGAAGGUGCAGCUAUUUCAUCUCUGGACAAAGAAGGACUGUCAGCUUUGAGCUGGGCAUGUCUAAAAGGCCACAGGGAAGUGGUUCAGUAUUUAGUUGAGAAAGGCGCAACAACUGAUCAGACAGACAAAAAUGGACGAACACCUUUAGACCUGGCAGCUUUUUAUGGAGAUGCUGAUAUUGUGCAGUAUUUGGUAGAGAGAGGAGCAAUGAUUGAGCACGUUGACCACAGUGGCAUGCGGCCACUGGACAGAGCUAUUGGAUGUCGUAAUACAUCAGUAGUGGUUAUGCUCCUGAGAAAAGGAGCUAAAUUAGGAAACGCAGCAUGGGCAAUGGCCACCUCAAAACCCGAUAUUCUCCUUAUUCUGCUGCAGAAACUGAUGGAAGAAGGAAAUAUACUGUACAAAAAAGGUAAGAUGAAGGAAGCAGCACAGCGCUAUCAGUAUGCUUUGAGGAAGUUUCCGAGGGAAGGCUUUGGAGAAGAAAUGAAAGCGUUCAAUGAGCUGAGAGUUUCAUUGUACUUAAAUUUAUCACGAUGUCGACGAAAAACAAAUGACUUUGGUAUGGCUGAAGAGUUUGCUACCAAAGCAUUGGACCUGAAACCCAAGUCUUACGAAGCUUAUUAUGCCAGAGCAAGAGCCAAGAGGAACAGCCGAAAGCUACUUGCUGCUCUUGCUGAUUUACGUGAAGCCACAAAACUGUGUCCUAGCAAUCAAGAAAUUAAACGUCUCCUGGCUCGAGUGGAAGAGGAAUGCAAGCAGUUCCAGAGAACACAGCACCAGAAGCACCAGUCUCCACAGUCAGUACAGCAAACUAACAACUCUGAUAAUGAGGGGGAGGAGGUUAUACAAGGUGCAAAUAACUCUGGUCCUCAAGAAAGGGAGGAAGAACUGCCACACCCUGAUGAAUCUGUUUCAUCUUCACAAAGGCUGCAACGUUCCUUAGCUACUUCAUCAUACACCAGAACCCUUCAAGACGGUGCUCAGCAGAAAGCUAGACCUGUGUCCCCUCAAGGCAGAACAGGCAAUAAAUAUUUGAGAGAGCCAGGCUUAAUCGUGCAACCAACAAAACAAGCACAGAUUGUAAAAACUAAUCAGCACCUGAGCUCCAUCCAGCCUGGAUCAAAAAUGGGAAGUAGUCAAUGUAGUACAAAGACAACGCAAUCAAAUUUUCAACAUCUUUCCCAAAGUCCUUUGCCAGUCCGCCACUCUAAAAUUCAGCAUUUGGAUGGAACAAACACAUUAUCAUCCGGAAGUAUUUCCACAGGUCCUAGUUCUGAGCUGUACAAUGAGAAGUUUAUGUCCAGCCAGUGUUCCCAUUCACAGCAUAAUGAGAAUUUCUCUUCUCGUUCUUUUGCAAGUAAAUCUAAAACCACUGACAUGUCAACAGCCCCUACUAUGACUUUCAGUGAAGCAAGACAGCAAAGUCCUGUAACCAGUGGUGUCUCUUCGUGUUCUCCAUCCAGCAGUAUGCUUCUUGCCAGCUCAACCAGCAGCUUAACUUCAGCUAGCAGUUUUUCAGAUAGUAUUAAGGGGAUAGGGCCAGAUGUUCGACUCAAGGAGAAUAAAGUUAAUCAAGUUCAGGGUACUGCUGCUGAAUACAGACCUCGCAAUACUCCAUUUAUGGGCAUUAUGGAUAAGACUGCAAGGUUUCAGCAGCAGAAUAAUCAAUCCAGUCGCCCAUGGCACUCUCAAGCAUCAGAUGGAUUACCAACAAAUGUUGCAUCUGGGAGCAUUCAGUCCUCAAAUUUUGACCAGUUCUCAGCCAAACACUAUCAAACUAAAACGUCUACUGUUAUUGCCCCAGGAGACAGCAACCAGAAUGGUAUGCAAGCUAAAGAACAGGAGGAGAUUAAGUGCCAAACAUCUGCCUGCUGUCAAGACAACAGACCAUCUAGGCAAGUUUUGCAUUUAUACCCAGAUGCUCUAGCACACCAACACUCUCACAUCAGUAAGGAAGGCCAUUUAAGUCAUGUCACUUCUACAAAACCAAAGCGAUCAUUCAUCGAAUCAAACGUGUAAAUAUUAUGUUGUACAUUAUGUAGUCGUAAAACUUUGCUCAUAACAUCAUAGGGUAUUAUGUCGAUACAAAAUAGUGAUUGGCUGGCCAUUUUCGAGUUUGAGUACAUAGUCCAAGUUGGCCAGUAUAUCAUGGGUACAACCACUUUUAAGCUGUUCAUACCAUCACAGAACAGCCAUAGUAACUGGAAUAGCAAAUUUCUGUAGGAAGCAUCACCUAGAAUCAUCAGUCAUCUAAACUAGGACCUCAAGCAAAGAAAUUCUUUCCAUUACACUUUACCCUGAACAUACAAAUUUACUUUUACAUAGGGCUUUAAUCUUGGCUUUUAGUUGUAUUACAUCUCAUUACUUACUUACAUCAUAAUCGUGCCUCUAUAAUGCGUAAGUGCUUCUUGGAACAGUGUUAAGAAAAUUCAGAUCUGUAUAUGUAUGGGUUUUUUAAAUCAAAGAUAGUAUUUUAUCACUUUUCUAGUGGGCUCUAAUUCGGGUUGCAUGAUGUACAUUUAGGAAGCAUAAAUAAUUUGUGUAUGAGUAAGCUUAAAGCAGCCAUGUUUUGACAUGUAAAUAUAGCUAUUUUUAGUAACAAGAAGCAAUCAAGUAAACUAAACAGUGACAGCUGCAUGUGUAUUGAAAGGCUUUGACCAUAUUGGUUAUUGCACUGAGUAACGCAAUAUUAUGGCAUGUUAACAAUAACCGCACUUUAUAUAGUUUACUUAAUCACCUCUGGGUGCUAUUUUACAGCAAAAUUAUAUAUUGUUUGUUUAGUCAGGUAAAGAGGUACAACAAUGACAUGUUUAGUAAGUGUUGUGAUAGGAAACUCAAGAAAUGAAUGGAAUGAAGAUGACAGUUGAAGGAAAAGUGUAUGUGCAGUUGCUCUAUUGGAUGAAGUUGUGAAGGUUUUUUUUCAGAGGAAAUAAGGUUUUAUAUUGGCACAGUUCUGAAAAUAAACAGCUGCAGUGGCAUUCCUAUGAUUGUACUUUGGUUGGAGUGGUCAACUUGAGGUAGUCACUUUCAGGUCUUGUUUGUGUACAGUGUUGUAUGUACAUUGUAAACACCCGUAUGCAUUUUUACAAAUUCUUUUCUAAGUUCACAUUAUUAUGCUUUAGCUUAUUUAUUGCUCACUGUUUCUUUGGCAUUUUGUACAAGUCUUAUAUUAUUCUUGUCCUGUAGUUCUAUUUUUGCACAGCUACUGUAUUUUUUCCAUACAAAAUAAAAGUUACUAAUACA